AUGAGGAGCCAGCCCGGAGACCCCUCCUCCAUCAACCUGUCCGUCCAGCAGGUCCUCAGCCUCUGGGCCCACGGAGCCGUGCUCAGGAGCCUCACCGAAAUGUGGUACUGGGUUUUCCUCUGGGCCCUCUUCUCCUCUCUCUUCAUCCAUGGUGCUGCAGGAGUUUUGAUGUUUGUGAUGCUACAGAGACAUAAGCAAGGAAGAGUAAUCUCCAUCAUUGUGGUCAGCAUUGGAUUUCUGGCCUCUGUAAUUGGAGCAAUGAUUACCAGUGCAGCGGUAGCAGGCAUUUACAGAGUAGCGGGAAAAAACAUGGCCCCUUUGGAAGCACUGGUAUUUGGGGUCGGACAGACGGUGUUGACAUUAAUCAUCUCCUUUUCGAGGAUCCUUGCUACCCUUUGAGGCUCUUACGGAAACUCUUCACUUCUCAUAAGGCAAUCUCAUGAGGAAAGGCAGAAGAAAGAGUCCCUGGAAAUGGUUUCAGUGCUUGGAGGAUACGUAAUUGUGCAAGAGGAAGCAUGUGGAUAUGCGGAUGUGCAUUUUAAAACUAGAGGACGAGUGCCGUGUUGAGGGGGAAACAUGAAGAACUGCCCUCUAGUUUUCAAGAUGUUGCACUAUUGCACUGCACCUUAUGUGCCUCUGCCGCAGGCAAGGUGCACUCCAUACACUGUAUGUGAAGCUACAAGAAAAAGCACCUUGUUUAGCUGCCAAUCAGGUUAACAGUGGAGAUGGAGAGAAUUGUUGUUAACAGUGUUGUGAGCAAUUUACAGGGACAUUUCUGAGGAAUUGAUGCGUGCCAAACUUGAAUAUUUUUUAGUCAUGUGAUUGUUUGAAAGUGUAGAGUUAGUAGAGUGCUCUGAAUUUAUUUCACACAAAUUCAGGUAAAGUAGUGAGUUUUACUGUUUUCUAGCCGAAUCCCACCAAGAUUGCUGAGUGAUAGCUCAUUCAGUGUGGGAUAAAUGACUUGAUUUUGCAUAUUGAGCGUUACUGGAAUUUAGGGCAGAAGCCCAGCUCUGCGUCAAGAACAUGUUGUAAUUUGGGUUAAUAAAUGUGAAAAUCCUUUGAGGGAAAUGAGACCAUUUUGAAAAUUC
Messenger RNA from Tachyglossus aculeatus (Australian echidna), 1088 nucleotides. It is a transcript of the gene TMEM170B, whose product is annotated as transmembrane protein 170B. Bases 1 to 399 code for a protein of 132 amino acids. Gene Ontology annotation, biological process: negative regulation of canonical Wnt signaling pathway. The record is from RefSeq and is a predicted model, not a curated record. Lineage: Eukaryota; Metazoa; Chordata; Mammalia; Monotremata; Tachyglossidae. The transcript is spliced from 3 exons. Gene Ontology annotation, cellular component: plasma membrane.